Cucurbitaria berberidis CBS 394.84 is the source of this 1423-nucleotide messenger RNA. RefSeq lists its product as uncharacterized. The transcript has 3 exons. The record is from RefSeq and is a predicted model, not a curated record. Lineage: Eukaryota; Fungi; Ascomycota; Dothideomycetes; Pleosporales; Cucurbitariaceae. Bases 29 to 1111 code for a protein of 360 amino acids.
AUCCAUUUAGGUUCGGUGUAACCAUACAAUGGCCUCAGACAGAGAUAAAAUUGCGUCUCUGAAGGAGCAAGUCGAGCAGUUGAUAACCCGAACCGCAAAAGCAGAGUGUCUUCUGAUAGCCACUCAAUUUUAUACCAGAUCUUUCCCCCGAGAGAUACGCGAUUUGGUGUACCGUUAUGUUGUCAUAACAGAUGUUUAUAUGACCAGAAUAGGGCCCAAUGGUCUAUACGAGCAGCCACAUUAUCAUGCCAUGGAUCCGGCGUUUGUUGGGGAAGACAUGGCGAAAGAGAUAGCGGAGGUGUACUAUUCCAAGAGCAAUUUCUACUUCGUGGAAAACACAUUGAUACCAGAUCUCAUCAAGGGCGACCCCUUCGACAUCGGUAUCAAACCUUUCCAGCAUAUCCGGCGUUUGAACAUUACAUUUAGCCUAAGGGACAUCCCGCAGUCAAAGGAAUUGCAAAUCCUCGAGCUGUUCGAGAUAUUCAGCCAACUGCUUCCCUUGCUUCAGAUAUCAAGAUUAGAGCUACUCCGUGUGCAGUUUAUCGUGGAAACGGAUUUUCGAAAACCAUAUAGUAUCGAUGACGAAUGCCUCAUGCUCAACUUUUUGGAGACAAUCAGAAUCCCUAUGUAUAUGCUGCUAUGGCAGGAAAGCAAAGUUUCCCUUCGGCAAUUCGAUUUUGGCAGUCGUGAGGUGCCAAGUCGAUGGCUUACAUGCUAUGAGGAGGGCGGACAUUUGACUACUCGACAUGAAACCCACACAUUUGACACCAACUUCUUCCAGGGGACAGAUGAGAUUGUAUUCAAGACACUGGAAGAACUCGGUGACUUCGACCUUGCGAGAAAUUACGUGUUUGUUGAUGAUGAUGGAACUGGUGAUGAUCAGACUGAGGCGGAGGCCGUUGCAGAAGAACGACUACGUCGACUUCUUCGAACGAGAUGGGGCAAGGAGCACGCACUAGAAUUCAACGAUCCUAUCCCUCCUCCUCAACCUGGGGAGCCUGGUUGGUAUUCCGAUGAUGAUCAAUCCUAUGGUUACUCAGAUCACAAUAUGGACUGGGACACAGAGAAUGAAGAAGACAUGAUUGGGGAUGGCGACGAAGACCCCCACUGAUAGCCAGCAAGACUAUGCAUAUCGGGACUGGCGAACGACAGACCAAAGAAGCGUGUCGAGGCUCCCUUUGUUUACAGAUUAGAAAAAUCCUCGGAUGUCAGAGUUCAAGCAGUCGUUGUAUAACUUCCCUCAAAUGCAGUGUUCGUGAGGGUUGAUAUAAGCGCUUUCGGGCAAGUACCAGCAGCUUCAGUGUACGUGUGGCAAGGGGCAUCAGACUUCAAUAUAACAUAGGCACCACCUCAAAAUUACAUAUCCGUCGUUUGGUUCUAAUAACGAUAGCACGCCUCGCACGGCGAGCCCGCUGAAAAGAAU